CCUUGAGGGGGUGAACGCCGACCGGCGGGGCCGACACGCAGGCGUAUGCGAGGCUGUGUGGCCCCAGGCCCAGAUCCGGUUCCUCGGGAACAGAACGGCCUUGGUGGAGUGGAAGGGAGGCGACCUCGGGAGCAGAAGCGCGCCCGCGAAAACACUCCCCCGCCUCUGUCUGUCGGGAACCGUGGGGCAGAGGCCGCGGAGGCCCAGGAGGGAUCUUCUGUUUUUACAGCCUUCCACAUUUUUCCAAGAGCAGCAGAAAAUGAAUAAAUCCCUGGGACCAGUGUCAUUCAAGGAUGUGGCUGUGGACUUCACCCAGGAGGAGUGGCAGCAGCUGGACCCUGAGCAGAAGAUAACAUACAGGGAUGUGAUGUUGGAGAACUACAGCAAUCUAGUUUCUGUGGGGUAUCACAUUAUCAAACCGGAUGUUAUCAUCAAGUUGGAGCAAGGAGAAGAGCCAUGGAUAGUAGAAGGAGAAUUCCUACUUCAGAGCUAUCCAGAUGAAGCCUGGCAAACUGAUAACUUAAUAGAAAGUGUCCAGGAAGAUGAAGAUAAACAUUUGAGGCAAACUGUGUUCAUCAGUGAGACCCUGAUUGAAGAGAGAGGUAAUGUUCCUGGUAAAAUUUUUAAUGUAGAAACGAACCCUGUGUCUUCAAGAAAAAUAGCCUAUAAAAAUAGCCUAUGUGACUCAUGUGAAAAGAGUUUAACAUCUAUUUCAGAAUAUAUUAGUAGUGAUGGAAGCUAUGCAAGAAUGAAACCUGAUGAAUGUAGUGGAUGUGGGAAGUCACUCCUCCAUAUUAAGCUUGAGAAAAUUCAUCCAGGAGAUAAAUCUUAUGAGUUUAAUCAAAACGGAGAACCUUACACUCUAAAUGAAGAAAGUAUUUAUCAGAAAAUUCAUAUUUUAGAGAAACCUUUUGAAUAUAUUGAAUGCCAGAAAGCCUUCCAAAAGGACCCAGUUUUUGUUAAUCACAUGGAAGAGAAGCCCUAUAAGUGGAAUGAAUCUGAAAUAGCAUUUCUCCAAAUGUCAAACCUCAGUGUACAUCAGAGAUCUGACGUGGAAAUGAAGCCCUAUGAAUGCAGUCAAUGUGGGAAAUCCUUUUGCAAAAAGUCAAAAUUUAUUAUCCAUCAGAGGACUCACACAGGAGAGAAACCUUAUGAAUGUAAUCAGUGUGGGAAAUCCUUUUGCCAGAAGGGAACCCUCACUGUACAUCAGAGAACACACACAGGGGAGAAGCCCUAUGAAUGUAACGAAUGUGGGAAAAACUUCUACCAGAAGUUACACCUCAUUCAACAUCAGAGAACUCACUCAGGAGAGAAGCCCUAUGAAUGUAGUUACUGUGGAAAAUCCUUUUGCCAGAAGACACACCUUACACAACAUCAGAGAACACAUUCAGGAGAGAGACCCUAUGUUUGUCAUGACUGUGGGAAAACCUUCUCCCAGAAGUCAGCACUCAAUGACCAUCAGAAAAUUCACACAGGCGUGAAACUAUAUAAGUGUAGUGAAUGUGGGAAAUGCUUCUGCCGCAAGUCUACUCUCACUACCCACUUAAGGACACACACAGGAGAGAAACCCUAUGAAUGUAAUGAAUGUGGUAAAUUCUUCUCUCGGUUAUCAUAUCUCACUGUACAUUAUAGAACUCAUUCAGGAGAGAAACCCUAUGAAUGUAAUGAAUGUGGGAAAACCUUCUACCUGAAUUCAGCCCUCAUGAGACAUCAGAGAGUACACACAGGAGAGAAACCUUACGAAUGUAAUGAAUGUGGAAAAUUAUUCUCCCAGUUGUCAUACCUCACUAUACAUCAUAGAACUCAUUCAGGAGUGAAACCCUAUGAAUGUAGUGAAUGCGGAAAAACCUUCUACCAGAACUCAGCCCUUUGUAGACAUCGGAGAAUACAUAAAGGAGAGAAGCCCUAUGAAUGUUAUAUAUGUGGAAAAUUCUUCUCUCAGAUGUCAUACCUCACUAUACAUCAUAGAAUUCAUUCAGGAGAGAAACCCUAUGAAUGUAGUGAAUGUGGGAAAACCUUCUGCCAGAAUUCAGCCCUUAAUAGACAUCAGAGAACACACACAGGAGAGAAAGCCUAUGAAUGUUUUGAAUGUGGGAAAUGCUUCUCUCAAAUGUCGUAUCUCACUAUACAUCAUCGAAUUCAUUCAGGAGAGAAACCCUUUGAAUGUAAUGAAUGUGGAAAAGCCUUCUCUCGGAUGUCAUACCUCACUGUACACUAUAGAACUCAUUCGGGAGAGAAACCCUAUGAAUGUACUGAAUGUGGGAAAAAAUUCUAUCACAAAUCAGCAUUCAAUAGCCAUCAAAGAAUUCACAGAAGAGGGAAUGUGAACAUAGUAGAUGUGGGAAGGCUUCUCUGAAGUCAGAACUCAUUUUAUGUGAGAGAACUCUUUGAAUUUAAUGAAUAAGAAACUUCUGCCUGAUGUCAAACACAUUGUACAACAGAGUGCUCACUCAGGUGAGUGUGGACAAACCCUUGUGUUAGUCAUAUAAUCUGAAAACUCAAGAGUAGAGACCAUGAUUAUUACAAGACCAUAUGAUUCAUUAGGUACCAGAUAAUGCAAGAGUAAAAGUUUAUAAAUAUUUAGAAUGUGUAUACAUUUCACCAUGGAUUAGAAUUUUUUUAACAUGGUAUCAGGGAAUCUGUCAGUUUAGGGAAUAUGGAAAACAUAGUUCUUUAGAAAUUGUUAAUACUAAAAAGAUAUGUUUCUGAGGCCAUAGCAAACUUUUUGUUUAAAAAGAGAACCCAGAACAUACAGGUAUCUGCUGUGAAUAAACAUAACUCCUUGUGUAAAUAGAAGCUGUAAAAUCAUCAGGAUAGCUAAUCAAGUUAGUAACAUUAAACUCACAUAUAAAAAGUUCCCAAAGAACAUAGGACUUAUGUUUUUGGGGGGCUUUUUUGGUAUUUUAGUAUGUUACAGAAAUUGUAUGACCAGUUUGAAUCAUGUUUGAAAGCAUUGUAUCCUUAUUAGAGUAAUUUGUAAUACAUAGGGUAAGAUUAUCCAUUCUAAAUAGCACCACCAUGUUAAUAUCCUAAUAUACAUUGUCCUUGAAAUAAUAUUUGAUAUAUAUAAAAUACACUUUUUCUUGCAUUCUUCUCUGGCAUUUUUAAAUGCAUUUGAUCAUUGCUAAUUAUCACCCAUAAUGAACCAAUAAACUGUUUCAAUUUGUGUCUGAGUCAGCAAAAGAGAUAGAAAUCUAUGUAUAAAAUAGACAGAAAACCUUGCUUAGGUAAUUUUAAGUUGUUAAUGCCAGAAGUAUCCAGGAUUGAGAAACCGCUAUAGUCCUCAUUCACUCUAUACAAUUUAAAGAUGUACUUAAACUUAAAUUAAAUGAGAUGUAUUCUCAUUUAAUCUAUUGUUUUUCAUCUAUUUUUCAUUUGGAUGCUUACAUAGGUAUAAGUGUACAAGAAUAUAAAUGCUAUGUAAAAUAGGAUUUAAUUAUAUUUUUAUUUGAUAUGAUAGUGUUUUUAAUCCUUGUGCUCUACUCUUUCUCAUUACUGAAUGAAUUAAUAGAACACAUUAAUAAGGAUUUGUGGCAGACAUUGCUGAGUGACUCCACUAGUCACUCCCUUCUUAUUUGCUGGCAGAGUUUGGGUAUCUACUUCUCAAAGGUUGGGAAGUUAAUCCUGAUUAAUUUCAGUCAGUGACAGUCCCUUUCUCAUUGUCAGGAGUUGGUUUAAAGUGGUUAUGGGACCCAAUUCUAAACAUAAACAAAGGAGAUAUCUGACAGGCUAUUUCUGGAAAAGGUUUCCUCAAAGGUUCAAGGACUCGAGCAAGGUCAAGUGGAAUUUUGGUGAACAGUACCUUGUCUGGAUGUGGUGCCUGGUAACUGUCUUUCAGCAAUGGAUCAUAGGUUAAUCAUGGCCUGAGCAGACUGAUUGAAAGAUCUUGGGACCUGGAUGAUGUCAUUGAGCCA
This is a messenger RNA of Microcebus murinus (gray mouse lemur), 3914 nucleotides long. The record is from RefSeq and is a predicted model, not a curated record. NCBI's taxonomy places the organism in Eukaryota, Metazoa, Chordata, Mammalia, Primates, Cheirogaleidae.